Molecule: messenger RNA, 414 nt
Organism: Filobasidium floriforme
Lineage: Eukaryota; Fungi; Basidiomycota; Tremellomycetes; Filobasidiales; Filobasidiaceae
Product: velvet factor-domain-containing protein
Exons: 2
Source: RefSeq, a predicted model, not a curated record
AUGGUAGUCGCAUCCGUAAGGGUACGAGCCAUCGUCGUCUCGGCGACGCCCACCGUGCAACGUAACAAGCCGUCGGACCAUUCCGAUCCGUUCGACUUCGAGGAACGACGUCUAGCACAGGGAGCAGAUGCGACGACGGGGGAGACGACUCAGGGUCUCGAUCAGCUGCAAGACCUCUACGGCCAGAUGGGCGUUUUCGCCGUGUUUGGGAAGUUGAGCGUCAGAGUCCCCGGAGUAUUUCGACUUCGAUUCGAACUGUUCGAAACAAUCAGUGGGCAAGAACGAGGAUUAGCGGCGUGUGUUUCGGAACCGUUCGAGGUGUUCUCGCCGAAACAGUUCAAGGGAAUGAAAGAGAGCACGGCCUUGACGCGACAUUUCGCGUCGCAAGGAUUCAAGAUCAAGUUGAGGCAGGAU